CGCCAUCGCCACCUGUCGCUAGAACAAGGAAUCGAUUCACAAAGUCUAUGAAUGUUGUCCUUAUUUUGUCUAUUUAUAACCCUUUCUUAUGUUCUUCUGGAUCGGAGAACUGAAAAGAUGUGAAUAAGUCUUUCCUCGUCCUCCAACAAGUUUAUAUUCAAGAACCACUUGUGUAUCUAAAGAUGGCGUCAUCGGCUGGACAAUCGGCCGCGAUGCCCCAGAAGUUCCCUCUUAGGCGACUUGAACAAACUGUUCAGAAGUUUAUCAAGAUUUUACAGAUCGAUCUGGAGAGACUUCAAAAACAUCAAGUUAACAUUGAAAGGUUCCAGCGUCUCGAAGAGUGGACGCAUCUCAACCGUGAGCACAUCAACUCGAGUCGCACAGUCCAACAGUUAAAGGCGAAUAUCCAGGAGAUUGAGAACACACGCACAAAGGUGCUGGACUCAGAUGUUGAGGCGUUUGAUAAGAAAAUAGAAAAUAUUCGCCAGGAGGCAUCAAUGAGGAUAAUCGAAUUCUUGAAUCUUUACGGGCAUGAUAAACAUUUAGAGAAAGCGAUUCAGGAACAAGGCUCGUCUCGUGUGGAUGUUGUGCCAGUGGUAGAGGAGAGGUCGAAUGAGAGAGCACAACCACAGAGUUUACCAGUGCAUUUAAUGUUGAUUGAGGACUCAAUCUCAGAGCCCGACUAUCAUCGCCAUGACACGCCCGAGUCAAUACAGUUAAUACAGCAGCAACAUCGACAACAAAUGGAGGCUGAGAGCUCCUCGGAAACUCUUCAUCAGAACCUUGUCGAGCUUGAUGGUUUGAUGACAGAUUUUUCCAAACUCGUGCAUGAACAGAAAGAAAAAGUCGACACGAUUGAAGACAAUCUGACUGAAGCUAAGAAGAAUGUGUCUGGUGGAACAAGAUUUUUAGCUCAGGCAGCCAAGUUGAAAACUGCCGCUUAUCCUGUCGCAGGUGCCUUAUUAGGUGGUGUAGUUGGAGGACCAGUCGGCCUGGUUGCUGGUGCUAAGCUUGGACUCGCUGCUGCGAUUGGUGGUGGACUGCUUGGCUUAACGAGCGGUGGUUUGAUAAAACGUCAUCGAGACAGACAAACAGACAUGGAGAUGAAGAAGUUGGAGAAUCGAUCAUCGUCGUGUCCGGAGAAUUUGGACAAAGUUUCCUAAGGAACGUUGAAACAGUGAUAAAGAACAACUAGUGAAACCAUGAAUGGUGCUGGAUGCUGGAUGCUGGAUGGAGUUGGAAGGUACUUAGGACAGGAGAUCAAGUCUAGUCUUGUGGUGGAGGUAACAGAGAGAUCAGUCUUCCUUGCUGGUCAGAGCUUUUAGCUGUGAGUGGCACCACCAGGUUGGGGGAUUCAAGGCCACUCAUUUUCACUCUAGUCUCUGUGAGAAACAAAAUGCUCUGCCUCUGCCAGAGCUCGUGAAAAUGUCACAGUUACGCAUUCUUAAUUGUGAAAAUGGUCUAUUUCUGGGCCUGAUAUGAAUGGACAUGUUCAUGGUUUUAAAGUAAGGUAAGGCAGUACACAUAUAUAGCCUACGUACAGUUAUUACCGUAGUGUGCAUUAUUGUCUACUGCCAGUUGUUUUAUACGCUGUCAAGGCUGUGUACCUGUGUUAUAACUCUACCUUUUUAUUGCAUAUGCAAUGAAAUGAUUUCUAAUUGAAGGUAUUUAUGGUAUAAUAAUUGUUCAAGGCAAACAGUGGUGAUUUAGAGAUCAGACUGGACUUAUAACCUGACAUAUACAUCGUGCAUGCAUCAUCCUCAAAGUGUAGCUCAGAUGUGUAGCUGCUACUUUAGUCUCCAUGACAACUGAUGUUAAGUGUUGCCAUGGGAAUGAUGGCACUAUAACACUUAGUGUUAGACUUUUAACUUUCUGCGGUAGAAUAUGUUCAUUGUUUUUACAGUCAAAAUGGCUCUUGCUUACGAAGCCUGCUCACAUCUAAGCCUGCUCACAUCUAAGCCUGCUCACAUCUAAGCCUGCUGACAUGAAGUGCUGAUGGUUCUUUGAAUAGUAAUGUUUGUUUCUGCUAUUGCAAGGGAAACAGCUGAUGACCUAUAAGUGUCCUGGUCUUGAUGCUGUCUGUCAUGACUUGAUGUCCUGCAUCAGUGGGUUCAACACAUCAGUUGACGCUCCUCAUUAAAGAGACAAAGCAGAGUGUCUGCACCGUCAUCUAAAAAACCUGUUAAAAUGUUGCUGUAUUUAUUUUCUAGUCUUGAUAAAAAUAGAUGUAAUUU
This is a messenger RNA of Lineus longissimus, 2234 nucleotides long. Its product is annotated as syntaxin-17-like. The transcript has 8 exons. The record is from RefSeq and is a predicted model, not a curated record. Gene Ontology annotation, cellular component: membrane. NCBI's taxonomy places the organism in Eukaryota, Metazoa, Nemertea, Pilidiophora, Heteronemertea, Lineidae. Gene Ontology annotation, biological process: vesicle-mediated transport. Bases 183 to 1163 code for a protein of 326 amino acids.